This is a messenger RNA of Striga asiatica, 1020 nucleotides long. NCBI's taxonomy places the organism in Eukaryota, Viridiplantae, Streptophyta, Magnoliopsida, Lamiales, Orobanchaceae. The record is from the annotation of a GenBank genome assembly.
AUGACUCAGCAACAAGGGGAGACGAAUCGACCAGGGCAUUUUGGACCUUCUAGGUCCACCGACUUGGGUAUUUUGGGCACUUCACAUCUGGAAGUAGACUCAUCAUUUGGCGCCGUCUGUGGGGAGCUCUUAAAGGAAGGAAGAGCUUCACACCCAGCUCCGAUCUGUUUGCUGAUGGCGGAGAAGGAAGGCUUGCAGAGGAACUUGAGCGAGGAGUUUAGAGGGACGUGGAUGGAUAAGAGGCCACCGCCGCUCUCCACCACCAAACAUCCCGUAAUGCAGAUGAUGGGAAUGCCACCUGGCGGAGGACUUCCACCACCAGGACUGACGUUGGGCGGAGAAACGCCUGUGACUCCAACCGGCGUGAAGCUACAAGUGUUGACCCAGGCAGGAACAAGUCAAAACCCUAACCCAGAUAGGGAGAAGGAGCCAACGGAGACACAACCCCGCGUCGAGGAACAGACUCUGACAAUGACGAGGAGUGAGAUGCAAAAGAUGAUUGCUGAAGCCGUGGCGGCCCAGAUGAAGAAGAUAGCGCCGGUAGAACAGCAGCCUCGAGUCGAGUACCCCCCUCGAGUCGAGCAGCAGCCGCGUGGCGAGCAACAAGCCCAUCGAGACGAUAAGAAGGAGAAGAAAAGCCAGUCGACAGGGGAAAGAGGGGGAUCACCACGAGCUGACAAGGGUGAAGGACGAUACAGAGGAUGGAGGCCGACUCAAUACACACCCCUGUCGGCUCCUCAUGCAAGAAUACUGAAAGUCAUGGAAAGAGAGAUCCAUUACGGCCACGACACUGAUGACUGCAGACACCUUAAAGACGAAAUCGAAAGGUUGAUAAAGGCAGGACACUUGAAGGAGUUCAUAUACAAAGACCGUGAGAGGUCGAGCAAGAGGAGAGAGAGAAGCAAGAGCCCUCGCAAGAGGGAAAGAUCACCAGAGAGAGAGGAGCUCCCACCAAAAAGGGGAGUAAUUAAUAUGAUUUUUGGAGGGUCAACAGACGGGGACUCGAACCAAGCAAGGAAA